AUGCUCACGGGUAUUCCGUACCAGAGCUUUAACUUCCUGCACCGUUGGACUGGUCGCAUCAUCCUCGUUCAAUCAUUCGUUCACGCUAUCAUCUGGACCAUUGUUGAAGGAAAGCUUUAUCAACCACAACCGACGACGUACAACAAGUGGAUCAGCCAAAAGUACAUGAUCUGGGGUUGCAUUGCACAGGGUUUCAUCACCUUCUUGUUCGUCUUCAGUCUACGACCUGUGAUCCGCUGGACGGGUUACGAGUUCUUCCGCAAGUCUCACCUCAUUGUCGCCGGUCUUUACCUAGGUGCUUGCUGGGGCCACUGGGAAAAGCUGUCGUGCUGGAUGAUAGCCUCACUAGCCAUCAUGGGUUUCGAUCUUGUUGCGCGUACCGUUCGUACUUGCCUUAUCCAUACCGGGUACAAGGAUGGCAGUCACGGCUUCGGUUUUCAUUCAAUACCUUCCACGAUGGAGACUUUCCAAGACCCAACAGGGACAAUCAUCCGUAUGACGUUCACACACAGCCACAAAGCAUGGGCGAUUGGUCAACACUACUACUUGACGUUUCCGGCACUCAACAUCUGGCAGUCGCAUCCCUUCACGCCUGCCUCCAACCCAGGUGUCUCAUCAUCAAUUCAGAGGCAUACCUACAUCAUUCGCGCCUGCAAUGGAGAAACUGCUAAGCUGGCUGCUCUCGCCGAAUCAGUUGCGAACUGCUACCCUCGUUGCGUAGCGUCAACGCCCGUGAUCAUGAUGGGCCCGUACGGAAGCUCUAUAGCCAACGAGGAAGUCUCGAAUAUCCUCGCCAUUUCCGGUGGCACAGGAAUUACCUAUACGCUGCCUGCCAUCAUGACAGCGCUAGAUGAUGCUUCACCCGCGCGCAACAUCGAACUAGUCUGGACUGUGCGUCAUCUGGAAAACCUCGCAUGGAUUGCGCCGGAACUAGCCUACCUGAAAUCUCAGCUCGAUCAGACAUGGACGAAUGAAGUUGGAAAUCACGACGCCGACAAGCUAGAGAAAGCGCCCAUCGUGUCCAGCGGAUCAGAGAAGCGUUUCAGAAUCCGCAUUUUCGUCACCCGGCCGGAUACGACGCAACAACAGCCCUCCCAUGAGCUUCGAUAUGGAAAGAGUGAGGACUACGGCGAUGCGGGCUCGCUGGCACAGACUCCAUCUGGGGACUCCAUAUCUUUGGCGCUCCGUCUCGAGGAGCUGUGUCGCAGAUGCCCCAACUUCAGCAUCACCUGGCUGAACAACGCGCGACCGGAUGUGGCGUCUUUGGUCGAUACUUUCAUGAAUGAGACAGUGGAGAGUGGUAGGACACAGGUGAUUGGUUCUGGUCCUCCCCAAUUAGGCACACAGCUUCGCGCUGCUGUCGCGGCGAAGAAUGUGCCAGGAAAUGUGUGGCAGGGCGAUGAAGGAAGCGAUGUUGAGUGUGUGUGGGACGACAGGAUGGGUUGA
Messenger RNA from Pyrenophora tritici-repentis Pt-1C-BFP, 1446 nucleotides. Its product is annotated as ferric reductase. Gene Ontology annotation, molecular function: ferric-chelate reductase activity. The record is from RefSeq and is a predicted model, not a curated record. NCBI's taxonomy places the organism in Eukaryota, Fungi, Ascomycota, Dothideomycetes, Pleosporales, Pleosporaceae. Gene Ontology annotation, biological process: copper ion import; iron ion transport; intracellular iron ion homeostasis. Gene Ontology annotation, cellular component: plasma membrane.